UGUCACGUGAGUCAGAGUGUAAGUGGGCUGAGACAUGAAUAAAGCUUGGGAAGGAAGAUCAGUGUUAUUUAACCGAAAAGUUUUUUUUAAAGUUAGAAUUGUAUUUAGAUUAGAAAAUGAAUGUAUGUGCAUGAUGUUGGAGAGUGACAGAAGUGAUUCGUACAUGCAAGGACAUCAUCAUUUAGUUUCCUUCUGAAGAGUUGGCACAAACUUUGAGAAAGAAGCAUUGCUGUAUUGUUAAGUCAUUGUUUCUUUGAUAUUUUACUCAGACAUAAAGAAAAAUGAAGACUGAAGUUGUUAAAUUGAUUGUCCUUGCAACACUCUUGGUGGUCACAUUUUUUGCCAGUAUGCUACCUCUAUCCAUCGCAAGACGAAUUCGUAUGACUCUAGACCCUACAAGACGACUAACUCGUCAGAGGAUUAUUAGCUUUCUUAGUUGCUUUGGUGGUGGAGUUUUUCUUGCCACUUGCUUAAUGGACCUGUUUCCAGAAGUUCAGGAGCAAUUGUUAAACGGAAUGGAUAAGCUGAAUAUCAAAACAAGCUUUCCUUUCUCAGAAUUUGUCAUGAUAUUUGGAUUUUUAAUGGUAUUGACCACUGAACAGAUUAUUCUGACCUGGAAAGAAAGAAGUCCAGAAAUGCAUCCUCUCCUUAGUCAUGGUCAUAGUCAUAAUCAUAACGUAGUUGAUUCAGACCACUCAGCUUCUCCUGCUUUUGAUCAUCAGUCCAGUAUUGAGAGUGUGGGAAGUCUGGAAGGUAUUAGCAACCAUCCACACCCAGAAGAUCACAUUUCGUUUUCUGUACAUGAAGAUCCUAGUUCUCAUUCUACUCUGCGUUCAGCAUUAUUAGUUUUAGCUCUGUCUCUGCAUUCUGUGUUUGAAGGACUAGCUAUUGGACUUCAGCCUAAUGUAGAAGAUGUACUAAAAGUUUUUGGUGCAGUUACCAUACAUAAAACUAUUAUAGCUUUUACUCUUGGACUAAAUGUAGUUCAGAGUAAAUUUUCACACAAAACAGCAAUUAUAUGUAUAUCACUAUUUUCUGUAAUGGCCCCAUUAGGUUUAGCUAUUGGCCUUACUAUCAUGAAUGUAGUCCAAGGCAGUGGAAUAGCACUGACUAGUGGGGUGUUGCAGGGUCUUGCCUGUGGUACAUUUCUGUAUGUUACUUUCUUUGAAGUCCUACCACAUGAACUAAAUUCUAGCCAUGAUCGUCUUCUAAAGCUCAUCUGUGUUAUUCUGGGGUUCGGUGUGGUUUGUGUACUUGUUGGGCUUCAGCCUGAUUAAUGAUGAAAAAACUUGGAACAUAAGAAAAUAGGUGCAUACAUUUUCACACUUUCAAUUUUAUUUUGUCUUUUAUUUAUUCAAAGGUUGAAUAACCUAAGUAUGUAGAAACUCGUACCAUGUAUUUCUUACAUAUAAUUUCAGUUUAAUGAAUGACCAUUACCCUAAUUCAUUGGUUGAACUUGGUAUUUUAGAAAUUGUUUAAUAAAAGUUGAGACUGUUUGUAGAUCUAUAUGUUUUAUUACUUUAUAUGAAUACUUCAUCACAAAUAUAAACUGACUCUUAAAAGAUCAUUUUAAAUUUGACUAACCAGAAGUUUUCUUUUACAACUUUAUGGAGAAUGUUGUUAUUCAUAAAUCUUAUCUAAUGAAUCUCUAAUGAAGGUGUGAAUCAAAACACUGACUUAGUAAAUGUUCCCAUUAUAAAUCAAUGCAUUGACUUUGUGUUCAAGUAGCAGACAUUAACUAGCUAAUACUCAGUUUGGUUAAAAGUGUAGUUGUGUUGUAACUCGUGUUGGUGGUGUUAGUAUAAAUUUCUUUCUUUUUGUUAAGUCUUCACCUUCUUCAUUAUGAAUUGUCAGUAGGGCUGGAUCGUAAAAUAAUUGAGUUGAUGCACUCUUAGGUUGGAAGUCAACAAAUUUAAUGAUUUUUUAAAGUAUAUUUUUUAGCAAGUUUUAAUAUUAAAUACAUAUGUGUUUUAAGACAACUUAUUGCAAAAGCAACAAAAACAAUUUUGUUUUUGUCAAAACAAAAUCAAGUCAACCAUUAUUGUACACCCAUGCUGUACUUGUAAUAAACUUAAGUUAUAGAAAGCAUUUGGUUAUUACAAUAACAUUUCAUUUUUUCUAAGCUUUCAGUUCUAACUUCAGGAAAAAAAAAUGUCAUCCUUAAAUUAACACAAGUUUUAAAAAAUCAAUUUCAUCAUUUUCUCCCUUACCUUCAACAAGUGAUCAAAAUAAGUAGAAAAGACAUGAGUACAAAUGUACUGUAAUUGUGUAGCAAAAUGAAUUAACAAAUGGUAAAAUUCAAAACAUCUGUUUCCAUGUAAUUUAUCAGAAACUUGGCA
This is a messenger RNA of Limulus polyphemus (Atlantic horseshoe crab), 2339 nucleotides long. RefSeq names its product zinc transporter ZIP1-like. Gene Ontology annotation, molecular function: zinc ion transmembrane transporter activity. Gene Ontology annotation, cellular component: plasma membrane. Lineage: Eukaryota; Metazoa; Arthropoda; Merostomata; Xiphosura; Limulidae. Bases 282 to 1277 code for a protein of 331 amino acids. The transcript has 3 exons. The record is from RefSeq and is a predicted model, not a curated record. Gene Ontology annotation, biological process: zinc ion transmembrane transport.